AUGUCACAAAAGUUACACUUAGCUUUACUAGUAUGCGACACACCAAAGCAACCUGUUGUCGAUAAAUAUGGAGACUAUCCAUAUAUGUUUGCCGAAGUAUUCGACAAGGCCCGCGAGCCCAAUGUCGACAUUACAUGGGAACAUUUUGACGUGGUUCACGCGAUGCAAUACCCUUCUCUAGAAGACCUGAAGAAUCACAAAUUCGACGGCAUUGUCAUUACUGGCUCGGCUUAUUCUGCUUACGAAAAUGACGAAUGGAUUUUGAAACUCGUGGAUUUCGUCAAGCUUAUGCGAACGGAGCCUUAUCGAUCCACCGUGCGAAUCAUCGGCGUCUGUUUCGGUCAUCAAAUCCUUGCACGCAGCAGUGGCGGAGUCUGCGAAAAGAAUAAGAAUGGUUGGGAGCGUUUGAAUCAAGUGCACCAAGAUCAUAUACCCGAUCUGCCGGAUGGAUUCCACAGUCUGGCAACAACAGCUCCGCAUACUGCUAUUCAUGCAUUAGUGUCUGAUGAUAAUCAGUGCCUCACGAUCCAGGGUCAUCCGGAAUAUAAGCGUGGAGCUGUGGAAAUGCUAUUGAAGAUCAGACAAGAGGCUGGCAUCCUUACCAAAGAAUUUGCAGAAGAACAGCUUGAAAAGCUCAGAACGGAAGGCCCCGAGAUGGAGGACAUUUGGUUAAUACAGCGCUUCAUUGAUUUCCUCCUUGGAAAGCUUGCCGUUGAGCCCAAGGACUAUGUAGAUCCUGACACCGGUAACCCUUCAGGACCCAAUGUGAAAAUCGGUAACGAUUAG
Molecule: messenger RNA, 786 nt
Organism: Radiomyces spectabilis
Lineage: Eukaryota; Fungi; Mucoromycota; Mucoromycetes; Mucorales; Radiomycetaceae
Product: class I glutamine amidotransferase-like protein
Exons: 2
Coding region: 1-786 (261 amino acids)
Cellular component (GO): nucleus; cytosol
Source: RefSeq, a predicted model, not a curated record